AUGACUCCCAAUAUCUCGGAGUUACACUCCGCGACCGUCCAGCUUAGCCAGCUCAAGCUAAAGCAAGAGGGAAGCCUUCCAAAGCUCUACGAGAUCAGGCCUGCCGGCCCCGGCAAAGGCCUCGGCGCGUUCGCCAUCCAGCCCAUCAAGCGUGGCACCCGCAUCCUUGCCGAAGCUCCGCUCCUCUCAAUCGCUCAGUCCGAGUACCUCGAAGGCGACAUCCAGCGCUCCUUCGACAAGCUUUCAGCCGAAGACAAAGCCAAGUACUUCACCCUCCACUCGAACCACGGCCAAGACCCCAAGAACUGGCCCAGCACCAUCCACCCUCGCACCCACGAAGCCGAAAGGCAGCGCAUCGAGGAACAGCACAACUCGCGCGUCGGCGACAAAGCGACAAUCCUCUCCAUCUUCCAGACGAACUGCAUGGAGCACGAGCGCGGCGCUGCUGUCUUCAUGGACGCCUCCCGCUUCAACCACUCCUGCAUCUCCAACGCCUUCUUUUCAUGGAACAGUAACAUAGGCAAAGAAACCAUCCACGCCAUAGUCGACAUCCUCGCCGGAGAAGAAAUCACGCUGUGCUACUGUGACGCGCUCUGGGACACCCACAUGCGCAACUGGGCGCUCAAGCACUACGGCUUCAGAUGCGCCUGUCGCGCUUGCGGGGAGAUGGUUCCAGGCAGUUUCGCAGCGCAGAGCCACAGUCGAAGGUACCGGAUGCGGGAGUUGCAGGAGCGGCUUGACGGGCAUGGGAAGUCCCUCAGGAAGUUCGACAAGGUGGAUACGGCGGCUGCGGUGUCGGAUGCGGUGGAGAUGUGCGCGCUGUUGGUCGAGGAGGGACUGUUUACGGCGGAGCUAGGGAAGGCGUAUGACGACCUUGCUAUUGUCUGUGAGCAGGCUGGCGAUUUGAGGUUCGGGUAUGCGGCGGCUUGCAAGGAGCUGGAGGUCUAUGAGACUAUACUCGGCUCUGAUCAUCCGGAGGUCGAGAGCGCGAGUGGCUUGGUGAGGCGCCUGAAGAAGAAGAAGCUUGACGGCGAGAAGUAG
Molecule: messenger RNA, 1041 nt
Organism: Coniosporium apollinis CBS 100218
Lineage: Eukaryota; Fungi; Ascomycota; Dothideomycetes
Exons: 1
Coding region: 1-1041 (346 amino acids)
Molecular function (GO): protein binding
Source: RefSeq, a predicted model, not a curated record